Chrysoperla carnea is the source of this 874-nucleotide messenger RNA. It is a transcript of the gene Smn, whose product is annotated as survival motor neuron protein. The record is from RefSeq and is a predicted model, not a curated record. The coding region runs from base 53 to 724 and encodes 223 amino acids. The transcript has a single exon. NCBI's taxonomy places the organism in Eukaryota, Metazoa, Arthropoda, Insecta, Neuroptera, Chrysopidae.
GUUAUGAAAACAUUUCAAAAGAAAAUCUGUGUUAAUUUUCGUUUUUUUGAAUAUGGCAGCAUUAUUUUCUCGUAACGGUUGUUCCACAUCCAGUGAAAAUGAUGAUUGGGAUGAUACCGAAUUAAUAAAAGCAUACGACAUAGCAAUAAGUAGUUCGAAGCAAAAAAUAAAAGAACGUUUAAACGCACAAAGUGAAAACAAAAGUGAAAAACAAUCUUUGAAAACGAUUCCAGCUAGAGUUGGAGCACCAUGUAGAGCUAUAUACGAUGCAGACAACAUCGAAUAUGAAGCGACUAUUAUAAAUAUUGAAAACGAACAUGAAGUUACUGUACAAUAUAUAGGCUACGGUAAUACACAAAAAGUGCCUAUAAAAAGAUUACGACCUUCACAUGGAUCACAAGCGCGUAUCGACCAAGAACAGGCGGCAAACGAAUUACAGAAUAUGGAUACGGAGGUUGGUGAUAGCAUACCACCUAAACGAACAUCAGAGGGCCCUAGAAAUCCGUCAGCGAAUAAAAUGUCACGUUUAUCUGCGCCACCGCCACUGAUUGAAAUGAAUAUGUUUGGUGAAAUGUCAUUUCCUCCACCUCCUCCAUUUCCACCUAGUUUUGCGAAAAAUAUGAAAUCCGAAGAACAUGAAGCCUUAAAUUCUAUGCUUAUGUCAUGGUAUAUGAGUGGUUAUUAUACGGGUUAUUAUCAGGGACUCAAGGAAUCUAAGAAAUAAAUACAUUUAGGGCUGCCAUCUCUCAAGAUUUGGUCGAUUGUAUUAUGGAUUCGGUGGUGUAAUUUCAUGAAUUUCACUCUUUAUCGACUUUUACUUGUUUAUCUCCCAAUUUCCCGGAACUUUGGAGUGGCAUCCCUAAAUUAAUUUUUA